This is a messenger RNA of Knipowitschia caucasica, 2163 nucleotides long. The record is from the annotation of a GenBank genome assembly. Lineage: Eukaryota; Metazoa; Chordata; Actinopteri; Gobiiformes; Gobiidae.
AUGCUGUUGGAGUUGGAGGCUCAGUGGACAGACCUCCUGGCCACAAACAACAUCGUGAGCAUUAUUCACGGACUGCGCAAGAAUUCAGACAACGAUAACGCAGAUGUGGAUGAGACGCUGGUCACCUUUUCCUGCUGGCUCCAAAGGACGUCAGAGAUCACAAAGAAGGAGCUGCUGAGCCUGUGUCUGAGCCGCGGUCAGGGCCUGUGGAUGUUCUUCAACCGUUACUCCUGUCGCAGAGUCCGGUUCCUGCUGCAGAAGCUGAGGAACCUGCUCACUCUGGUGCACUGGGUCAGGAGGACGGCCCACUCUGCACGCUGUCAUGAGGGCAAAGACAUUCCCCUGAGCACCAGACGGAGCUGCUGGCCCAGAGAGCAGCGAGACCUGCAGAGGCACCUGUGGCUGGGCCGGCUGGUGGAGUGGUGGAGCCUCAUGGGACUCCUGCCCAAACGCCCGGAACCACAAGGAGAAAAGAAAAUCGCUCAAAUGUGGAAAGAAAUGAGGAGCAGUCUGGACACAUCUGGCAGAUUGAACGACUCUCUCAUCUUUGCCCUGAUGACCCAUCUCCAACCACACAGCUGCCCUUGGAGCCCUGAGAGCAGUGGGCAGCCGUGUUACCCUCCCCCCAGUCUGAAGGCCUUACUGAAGCUGCUGCUGCUGCCUCACGCCGACUCCCAGUCAGUCCAGGGCGUUUUUAUUUAUUUCAUCCUGGACAUUGCCAAGAUUUUACAGUGCAAAAAUGACCUCUACAAAUCCUUCUGUGACACCUUCUCCAUCCCGUCCAGUUUUUCUUCGCAAAUACGAGCGUUCUGGAUGCUGGAUCACGGCCAAGUCAAGACAGCUCUGGAGGUGUUGCUCAGUCCGCGGACAGCCCUGCCUCGCUGUUCGUGGCAGCACCGUUGCAUCAUAAAGUCUUUGCUGUGGAGGAAGGAGCAUCAGAUGGCGUUACGGUACAUGCAUCUGACCAACUGUGCUGCAGAGAGCGAAGAAGACGUGAAGCUCGGUACUGAUGUGUGGCUGCAGAAUAAUUGUGUGUCCGAAGCAUGGGCCUUGGUGAAGAGAAACCACACAGAGAAAGGGGAGACGCUGGAGCACUUCUCAAAGACCUGUAACGAGUGUGGUUUCAGCGCCGAGGCUUCUAAAUACAUCCCCUCAGGUUAUGAAGCCAAAAGUGAAAGUGACAAUGAAGUAGCGGCUUUGCAUUUAAAAGAGCCCGUCCCCUGCCCGCUGUCAGCUCUGGUGUAUCAGGCCCAGAGAGAAGGAGUGCUGUCCCCUGAACUUCUGCUGCAGCUGCUGACUCAGGCUGUGAGAGCACUGACACUGCCCUCUGUCUGCACACUCAGAGAGUUCACGUGGCCCCAGACUGAGCACACGGAGGCCAAGGCUGAGAGCAGCGAGGUGUUUCUGUCCAUUGAGGUGCCAUGUGUCCGCUCCCCCAGCCCGUCCAUACUGGAGCCCAGAUCUGAAGACUAUCAGGACCACCAGUCCUUCUGCACAUCCCCAUUGGGCCCCGCUCCAGGCCGGCGGCACGUGUCAUUCUCCUCGGUCUCUUCUCUGUCCCCUGUGAGAAAAGACCCGGCUUUUUCAUACGAGUCCACCGUCACACUACAACAGAUAUCUGCUCUUCUGAUCCACGACCCAGGAGAGGAAGAGGAUCUCAGCCAAGCCGCAGACGAGAGCCACGAGCGGCCACCAGAGGGCGCCGUAUUCACACCUCUGGAGCAGGUGUAUUCUCAACACAGGUUCUACAGCACGGACUGUGUGUCAGAUCUUCCCUCACUUCCAGAAGAGAUUAUUCAGACUCCAACCAAGUGUGAAAAACCCAAAGACAAUCCCUCAGGCAGAUUUCAAGAAAGCGAAGCAAGCCUUUGUGAGAGUGUGCAGCGAGAUGAGCUCCAGAAGUGUGAUGACGUGGAGCCACCAGCAGAGGGAGUGUCCAGUGGGGUCCUCCUUGACCACAGUGAAGCUGCUCACAUGCCUGAUGCUGCUCUCCCCAUCUCGACAGUCGGGCCGAGGGAGCUUCUGUCGUUCUCCCUGUUACCCUACAUGCCUCCCCCACACCACGAAGGAAAUCAGGGUAAACACAAAGAGCCCGGGGAAGGUCGGCACGCUGCGGGCAAGCUGUCUGUGCGGAAGAGUCGCAAAAGCAGACGAGGGAAAUGA